UGCCCACAGGAGUGGCGGUGUUCUCUUGGUGAGCUGCAGUCCGCACUCCGCCUCCAGCCGUCAACUUGCAGGCACUGGUUUGGCUCGAAGCCGCAGUUGCCCCAAAUCGAGCGGGGAGCAGCAACCGCAAAUCGGACUCCCGACACUCCCCCUGAGAUCAGCGGUGAAGUCGGCGGCGUCGCGCGGUUACUGAGGCUGGCCGGGAGCCGCUGCUCGGUUCGGCGGGAGGUCGUGCGAGCAUGGCUUCGCCUCCGUGCGGCAACUUGGACUCCGGCCUGGAAAUCAAAACUCGCUCGGUGGAGCAGACGCUGAUCCCGCUUGUGUCUCAGAUCACAACGCUGAUCAACCACAAAGAGCGUCCCAGAAAGUCUGAGCGCACCCUGGUGGCCAUCCAGCGCGUGGGCCAGGCGGUCAGCGUGGCGGUGGGCCGCUUUGUCGCCGUCGGGGAGGCCAUCGCCUUGGAGCACCAUGAGCUCAAGGACGAGAUGGGACACGCCUGCUUCGAGGCGCGCCGUGCCGGGGACACCAUAGCCCAGCUGACAGACCCGGGCCCGGUCUGCGUUGUUCCCUCGCCCUCGGUGACGGUGUUCAGCGACCGCUCGGGUAUGGUGAAGGCCGCCCGGCUGCUGCUGUCGUCCGUCACAAAGGUUUUGGUGCUGGCCGACCGCAUCGUCAUCAAGCAGAUAGUGGCGUCGCGCAACAAGGUCCUGGUGACUCUGGAGCAUCUGGAGUGCGUGAGCACCUUCCAGGACUUUGUGCACAUCUUCAGCCAGUUUGGUAACGAGAUGGUGGACUUUGCCCACCUCACCGGCGACAGACAGAAUGACUUGAAAGACGAGAGGAAGAAAGCCCGUAUGGCGGCGGCUCGGGCUGUGCUGGAGAAAUGCACCAUGAUGCUGUUGACGGCCUCCAAGACUUGCCUGAGGCACCCUGACUGCGAGUCGGCGCGCAUCAACAAGGACGCCGUCUUCCAGCGGAUGCGCUGUGCCCUUGAGCAGGUCGUGGACAUCGUCACCGAGGCCCGCGGCUGCUCCGAAACAGUCCUCCCCGCUAGCAUCUGCGAUGCCGUCAAGGACUACAAGACGAGCGUGGAGAGCCUGCGCGACAAGCUGGCCGCCUCGCCGUCGGAAGGCGUGGGCCGCCGGCUGGAGGCGCUGGUGGAGCGCACAGAGGAUUUCACCGACUCGCCGUACACGGGACACCAGCAGCGCCAGGCCAUUCUGGCUCUGUGCCAGCUGGCCCGCCAAGACGCCCGCCAGCUGCUGCACGCCUGGACCCAGGCCCAGCAGUCGCUGCAGGCCAAGGAGACCAGCGAGGAGUUGGAAGUGGCCAUCGCCAAGUCGUGCCAGAGCGUCAACGACCUCAGACGCGAGCUGCACAAGGUGGCGGUGGGUCGCGCCUCGGAGCUGCUGAGGAUGCAUGCCGAGCACUCGCCGCUGCGUGCGCUCAAGGCUGCCGGCGCCGAAGGCAACCCAGAGGCGGUGGCGCAGUAUUCCCGAACGCUGAAUGAGCAAAAGGAGCAGCUAGUGGAGAACUGUCGGCUGCUGUGUCACGUUUGCGGCACCGAACCGCUGGAGAUCACCUGCGUGCACGCCCAGGAAACCUUCCACGUGAUCGGCCCGCAGAUCGUUUCGGCGGCGCAGACGCUUGCGCUGCACCCGUCCAGCAAGAUCGCCAAGGAGAACUUGGACGUGUUCUGCGAGGCCUGGGAGUCUCAGCUGGCCGACGUGGCGCUCCUGCUGCGCGAGAUCGACGACGUCUUGGAGGGAAAGCGAGGAGACAAAAGGGCCUAUUUGUCCCUUCCCAGAACCGGAAAACACGCCGCCAACACGAAGAGUGCCAAGCCCGUCAAGUUGGACGCCGAGGAGCAGAGCGACGUGGCCAAAGUGGGCUUGGAGCUUCGACUGCUGUCGUCCGACGUGGACGCCGAACUGGAAAAGUGGGAGGAGCAAGAGCAGCAGGUGGUCCGCCACAGCCAGAGCGUGGCCAGCAUGGCCUACAACAUGUACCUCUUUACCAGAGGCGAGGGGCUGCUCAAGACCACGCUUGAUCUCUUCCGCCAAGCUGAGGUACUUCUUCUUGUUCUGUCGGAAGAAGGACUCCAGCUGUGCUCUUCCCUGCAAAUCUUCAGCACGCAGCUGGUUGGUGAUGAGAAGUCGGCAUUGAUGUCCAAGGUGGAGAAGCUGCUCGUGUUGUGUCAACAACUGCAGGUGGGGGCCAGGACCCCCGUGCAGGGCAAAAGCGCCACCUUCCAGAAGGUGGACUCUUCCAUUCAGACUACCAGGAGCAUGUUGACCCUCAUCCUCAACAUUCUUCCAGCGUGUAAGCCCAAUGCAAAGUCCAAGUCAGAGCGGAGCAGCCUGGACUCUCCGCAAGAUUGGCGCCCGAACACCUCCACACCCGUCCGAGACGGCGAGGACAUCCUCAACAACGAUGGCAACCGCCAUGACGAAUUUGCCGUCAAAGCCUUCGAGCAGCACUUGGCAGGCCUCAACCUGCUGGAGAGCAACUAAAACGAACACUGGAGCCUGUGGGUCGCGUCAUUAGACCUGACGGCCCCACGAGGGCGACAAAGCUGCCGAAAUUGAUUGAAGAACUUCAGUUGAGCUUUGUGGCGUCGCCCAUACUUGUUGUCUUGUACAAACAGUGGAUACAAGGUGACACACCUCUGUUCAAAAUCUUGUCAUUUAAAAAUAGACAAAGAUAAACCAUUUAAAAACUCGAAUUUUAGUGAAGCCUUUUCAAAAGGGCAUUACAAAAGAGAUCAAAAGUGUGCACACCCUCUUAGAACUGAGGAUGUGGCUGCGGUCAGAACGCCUCAAUGAUGGAAAAGUUUUUAAAUGGUUUAUAGGUCUAUUUUGACUCAAAAGAAAUUGCAUAUUUGAACACUGGUGUGUACUUUUUACAUCCACUGCAUCAACAUGAUUGUCUUGUGCUAUGUGUUUUUGUGCCAGUUUUGCGCUACACUGUUCCACACUAUGUGCCACAUAAGGACAACCCAGUUAAAUAUGCCAAAUAUGAUCUUAAGGAGAAAUUUAUUAGGUGUGUACGUGGAAUGGUCGUGAUCGAUUUUGUGUCUAGAUGCUUUUUGUCUCAGAAUGUGAGCAGCUAAGGAUGCUUGGUCGGACGUGAAGAAGUUUAGUUUUGGAUAAAAUAAUUAAAAGCAUAACACGAAGAAUAAAUAAUAAACAAUAUUUUUUAUUAAAUC
This is a messenger RNA of Syngnathus acus (greater pipefish), 3208 nucleotides long. RefSeq names its product catenin (cadherin-associated protein), alpha-like 1 (gene ctnnal1). NCBI's taxonomy places the organism in Eukaryota, Metazoa, Chordata, Actinopteri, Syngnathiformes, Syngnathidae. The coding region runs from base 240 to 2513 and encodes 757 amino acids. Gene Ontology annotation, biological process: Rho protein signal transduction; cell adhesion. The record is from RefSeq and is a predicted model, not a curated record. Gene Ontology annotation, molecular function: cadherin binding; actin filament binding. The transcript has 19 exons.